This is a messenger RNA of Folsomia candida, 1047 nucleotides long. RefSeq lists its product as uncharacterized. NCBI's taxonomy places the organism in Eukaryota, Metazoa, Arthropoda, Collembola, Entomobryomorpha, Isotomidae. The transcript is spliced from 7 exons. The record is from RefSeq and is a predicted model, not a curated record. Bases 69 to 938 code for a protein of 289 amino acids.
GACAGGCUCGUUGGCAGUCAGUUUGUUCAAUUAAUUCUGGAGAUAUUGUUCUAAAUAAGGUAGUAAAAAUGAGGAAUUCAAAUUUGAUUAGUUGCAUGGUAGUAGUGCUCGUGGCUUAUUUUGGCCGAGCAGACGCCGCCGUGUGGAAUGACUUUCGAGUGAAAUACGACAUCAAUCCAAUCGGAAACUUUAACCGUCAACCACAACUCGAAAGUGGUGCCAUUACUCUCGGCUGGGCCCCCGUUACUACUGGCAAUGAUUGCCAAAAUGGGGGCGAAUAUCUUGGAUUUCGUUACAUCAUGCCGGGUGAUAAUUCCCUCGGCCUAAUUUACGAUGUCAACGGAGUCAUAGCUGGUCUUCAGAUGAUGCUACCCCACGACCUUAUCCUGCCAAAUAACACGUUCAAUUUUGGGGCAAACACCUUCUUCAAGAACGUUACUUAUGAUAAGGAGUACUUCGUAUUAACGGCGUACAUCGUCGAGCCAGAAAUCAUCUGCACCACUGGACGCAACGAGUCGGACCUGAUUGACGUUGGAAUUGGGACAGGCGUUUGGGUUCAGGAUGGAGCCAGCCCUGGAACGUAUCUCCAAAUCCCUGAUUUGAGAGAAGAAGCUUUAAACUCGGGAUGGUCGAAUAACAACUGUUUUGGAGGAAUGGGAACGCACAGCUGGUAUCGGAUGGAGGAUUACGAGGCGACCAACUGUACCGAACAAGUGCCCGUUUUCGGCCUUUGGAGCAGAACCAUGGAACUCCAAGGCUUCGGUUUUAGCGUGCCGGGUACCACGGUCAAUAAGAAUUUCGAAAAUCCACCCACUGUGGCCAUGCAGCUUAUAGCCGGAGCUCCAGCACCACAAUGUCUCUUCGAUUCCAACAACUUGAUCGGAAGCACAACGAUGCACGUCUACUUCAUCAACAACCCUUGGCUGAUUGCUUGUUGAGGCUAAAGUAUUACAAAAAUUCAAGAAAAAUUAGCAAUUUAUUUAUUUAUUUAGAUUGACUAAUUGUCCGUGAAAAGAAUUAAUAAAAUCACUGAUUAUAACAUAAGAA